Molecule: messenger RNA, 1610 nt
Organism: Lycium ferocissimum
Lineage: Eukaryota; Viridiplantae; Streptophyta; Magnoliopsida; Solanales; Solanaceae
Product: putative ATP synthase protein YMF19
Exons: 1
Coding region: 1140-1610 (156 amino acids)
Cellular component (GO): membrane; mitochondrion
Source: RefSeq, a predicted model, not a curated record
UGAAUGCAAGCGAGGCUGGACCUAGAUUCGCGUAUGUAAGUGAAAACGAAAAGAAAGGGGAAGAGGAGCUCAAACAAGGUUCAAAGAUCCCCUCCCCAAAGUAUGGUUUAAAGAAAGCCUUUCGGGUUAGUGAGGAACAUGAUAGUGAAAGAGAGAAGAAAGGAAAUCCGUUUAUGGCGGCUUACCUUCGUACAUUCAAGAACAGUUGUGACUCCUUGGCAUCAAUCAAUGCACCGGUGUCCCAAUCUGAUAUGUUUACAUUCCUUCUUGCUGGCCUGCCUUCGGACUAUGAAAGCUUUGUCACUACGGCGAAGCUUCAACGACCAAAACCAACUAUGGCUGAGCUUCGGUCCAGCUUGUUGUUACAUGAGUCUUGCCUUCAGCAGAUGCAUCCUAUUACUAUAUUGAUGAUCUUGUAUACUAACCGAGUCCGCACUCGCCCGAGAACACGUACGUCCUCCCUGUAAUUGUCUUGUCUUUGUUAUGGUUUCAGGGCCUACGUCUACCCGUAUGGAGCCACCAUCAUUCGCAAGGCUUGCUUUACAUUGGACCCGAUGUUGAGCCUCUCAUAGCCUAGUACCGGUGAACUAGGCAAGCGACCCUGCAAGGCAGCCAGCCUUUCUGCAAAAUCAAUGUCCGCCUCGCCGCUGCUUUCGGGUGAUUGGAGAAUAGCUGUAAGGAAUACUAAACGAAAGUAUGCAGCGAGGCAAAGCCGAUUGAGAAUAUGACGGUUAGCCCCUCGGCGCUUGGGAGGCAUCCUAUUUAAUAAAGAUUCUUCCUCUAGUCGAAUAGAGUAUUAGUCCGCUCCAUUCUAUUCCCCAUUAUUUCACUUUCUCGCUAUUCGAAAUAUCAUAAGAGAAGAAAGCUGGCAGGUUGGAUCCUAGGGUAGAUUCCUGCUGUUGAAUGAUCGACUAGCUUCCUCUUUAGUUGUUUGAUAUUGGGUUCGUGUUCAGUGUACCGCUCUUUUUAUAUAUGAAAUUCCAACUUUUUUUUUGAGCCCUUUUUCGUUUGUGCAUCUUUCUCCCAUGCUUUCCGUUGGUCAACAACCAACCAAAGUGCUCUAUACUUCUUCACUACUCGUACAGGCUUGACGGAGUUAAGCUGUAUUGAGGGAAUCGCUUUGUCGCAAUCAAUCAAGAAUGCCUCAACUGGAUAAAUUCACUUAUUUCACACAAUUCUUCUGGUCAUGCCUUUUCCUCUUUACUUUCUAUAUUCCUAUAUGCAAUGAUGGAGAUGGAGUACUUGGGAUCAGCAGAAUUCUAAAACUACGGAACCAACUGGUUUCACACCGGGAGAACAAGAUCCGGAGCAACGACCCCAACAGUUUGGAAGAUAUCUUGAGAAAAGGUUUUAGCACCGGUGUAUCCUAUAUGUACUCAAGUUUAUUCGAAGUAUCCCAAUGGUGUAACGCCGUCGACUUCUUGGGAAAAAGGAGGAAGAUGACUUUAAUCUCUUGUUUCGGAGAAAUAAGUGGCUCACGAGGAAUGGAAAGAAACAUAUUAUAUUUGAUCUCUAAGUCCGUACAUAGCAAUCCUGGGUGGGUCAUCACUUGUAGGAAUGACAUAAUGCUAAUCCAUGUUCCACACGGCCAAGGAAGCAUCGGUUUUUAA